Naegleria lovaniensis is the source of this 2181-nucleotide messenger RNA. RefSeq lists its product as uncharacterized. Gene Ontology annotation, molecular function: GTP binding; GTPase activity. Bases 1 to 2181 code for a protein of 726 amino acids. The transcript has 2 exons. NCBI's taxonomy places the organism in Eukaryota, Heterolobosea, Eutetramitea, Acrasida, Naegleriidae. The record is from RefSeq and is a predicted model, not a curated record.
AUGCUAUCCUCUCCAUCACCCGCAGCAACCAGCACAACCAACAACUACCACUCUCUCUUCUCUCAAAAAGGACUCCCCAUUUCAUCAUCUCCUUUCCUUCUCUUUCAUUACAACUUCAAAUCACGAAAAUGGGAAAUGAACGAACAAGCAAAAUCUAUUCUCUCAUUAUAUUCAAACGGAUCCACUCAGCUUUAUGUUAUUUCUCUCGUAGACGCCUUUCGUUUGGGAAAAAGUGAUCUCAUGAAUCAACUCUUGCUUCAUAAAAGUACAGAAAAACAAGAAAGAUUCGAAUUUGGAAUGUCCAUUCUUUCCCGUUCGAAAGGAGUUUGGGCAUGGGGUGAAAGAUCUUGUCAAGAUGAAAGACAAAUUUUACUGGUUUUAGAUACGGAAGGUUAUUUAGAUGCUGUUGAUCGAGAAGAAGAAGAUGACAAUGAUCAAGAGGAUGAUUUUACUUUAAAAUAUGAUAAGAAAUUGUUUUGUUUAAUGACCUUGUUGGCGAGUAGUUUGAUUGUUAACUUUUCAAAUCAAAUUUCGAGUGACCACGAUUUGAGACAAAUUUCAUUUACUGCAAAUUUCUCGGAAAUACUAUUAACAGAAAAAAGAAAAGAACCAUGGUUGUUGAAACAAAGAUUUUCAAAAAAGAAUAGAACGGGAACACAUCAAGACGAUCUGAAGGAGGAUUAUGAGGAUGAAAUUGUGAGAUAUACACCUCACUUGAUGUGGCUGAUUAGUGACAUGACCUUGCCAUCGAAUGUAUCAGAAGAAGAUUACCUGAACAAUGUGUUGGCUGAAAACACAAAAAGUAAGAAAAAUAGAGAAAAAGAAAUGAACAAGAUCAAGUCUUCCAUUAAGAAAUUUUUCAAAAACAAGAUGGAACUCUUAACUGUUCCUCCACCUUUUGAUGAUUUAGAGAGUAUGAAACACAACAACACCUCCGAAGUCAACUCCCACGUAGGUGACAAAAUGGAAUUCGUAGUCAACAAAAUCCGAUCUAAUGUCGCUCCCAAGAAAAUUCUUUCGCCUGUUCAGAACACGGAAUUAUUUCUCUCUCCAAUCCUAUUUUAUUAUUAUUGUUCAAAAUUAUUGGACGAGCUGAAUGAAAAUGGUGAUAACAUUGAUCUUUCCAACGCUUUUGAUCAUGUUAUGAAGCAGCAAGUGGAAGUAUUUUUGGUGAAUUCAGAAAAACAUUAUGAUCAAAGGAUGAAUGAACUGUGUGAGAAGAAAUUUCCAAUGGAAGAAUUCGAAUUGUUGAACAAACAUGUCAAAGUAUUUACUGAGAUUAAUCGUUUGAUGAGAGAGCAAAUUCCAUCCUGUAAACAACAAGAGGUACUUUUGAGAAUGUUUACCAAAUUAGGAUAUGUUUCUAGUAGUUCACAACCAUCUCAAGACGAGUCUAAAAAAGAUGAUUCUAGUCCACCCAAAAACUCCAUGAACUAUGAUUCUCCUUAUUUGAAAAACUCAAAAUUAGAAACUCUCUUGAUACGAAACAAAGAAUCUUCUCAUGAACUUUGUAACAAAAUUUUUGAACAAUGUCUCUCCCAACUACGUCGUGAAAUUACUACAUGCGAAUCAAUGGAAAUAUUUAUGGAACAUUCCAAGCAAGUUCAACACCAACUGAUACAUUCUUGUAUUGGACCCUCUCGUCUGAAAUUUCUUCAAAUAUUUUCCAAACAUGUCAUUGAAUUACGGGAAUUCAUGGAUCAACAAUUGAAAAUGAAGGACAUGGAACGACACAUUCAUGAACUCAGAGAAUUAACUACAAAGCUCGAACAAGAAAAAGCAAGUCAAUAUGAAGCAUUUCAACAUGAAAAACAAUUACUUUUAGAAUCCAUGAAUCAGUUGCAACAACAACAAUUGUUAUUGAAAGAUCAAUUAGAAAAGGAACGACUUGAACAUUCUCAAGAAUUACAAAAACUGAGAAACGAAUUGAAUUCCAAGAAUCAAUCAACAGCUUUGUCUUCUUCUUCAAUUCUCAUUUCCACUCCAUCCGCUUCAACAACUUCUACAACUCGAAUUCAAAACAAUUAUUGUCGAGACUAUGAAUCUGAUGAAGAUGAUUGUUAUAAUAGCUCUUCAAGAAGGAGUAGUAGUAGCUCUUCUCGUUCUGGUAAAAAGUUCUAUAAAGGAGGACAGUUUUUACCAGGAGGAGGAAGAGCUCCAAAAGGUGGCAUUUGGAUGUAA